AUGGAUGACCUGCUCGCGCAGGUCGGGGUGUACCUCGAGCUGGGGCGCUUCCUCAACGUGGACCUGUUUGAGAAGGGCCACUAUGCCGUGCGAUGCACGUUGCGGCCCACCCACAAGCGCGCCGUUGUCCAUUGCGCCUCGUCCAUUCAUUCCCAGCGCCAAAUCGCCAAUGGCGACCUUUAUGGCAACGGUUCGUCAGUGCCACCCCCGACCAUGGCCCCAUCGCCCAUGCCCAUCGUACCAGACAGACUUGUGUGUUCACGCUCACAACGCCCAUCACAUGCCGCCAUCAAUGCUUGUCAGGUCGCUUUCUUGGAUAUGGCGAGGUACAGCAAAGAAGCCUGCCACCUAGACACGGCUGCUACCAUCGAUCUCGUCCUACCCUACCGUCUCUAUGACUCACCGCAGGGUGUGGCCACUGUGACCUAUGAGUUACUCUUUCAUGAGGAGGACCCGCUGGCCCUCAAAGCCGUUGCAUCCCACACACUCGUCAUCCACGGUGCUCACUGCCGCCGACGAGCCUGGGCUCAAGCCCUGACUUUUGACUAUCUUCACACCGCAAGCAUCGACACGCAGGUUCACGCCUAUCUGUUGGGGCUCACCACCUAUGAUCUAACCCCCGAGCGAGAUAUCCUACCCAUAUUGCCUGACCAAACCCAGGAACUGGUCCUUCAGCACGCCGUCCAGUCGUACUUUGGCACCAGUCAGUCGGACGUGUCGUGGGAGGCGCCGCAUCGUCGCGCCCGCAUGCUUUACAAGGGCGUACUACAGCAUUUGAACUUGGGUGGCGGUCAGCUUGUCGACCUUCUUGUUGUCUGCCAGGACGAAGUCAACGUCGACGACGUCACCCUUGACCUCAGCACUCUCACCCACCAACAUCCUGAACUUCAAACCGGGGCUCUCGGCCCCGAGCUUGCUGAAAACGUCGUUCGGGCGCUGCUCUCCGCGGUCCGACAAGUUCAACAGCGCUGGCAUGAGUUUAUUGCCCAAGUCGCAUUCAACAACCACUCCUUUACCUAUCUCUGCCGCGAACUUGAGCUGCUGACUUUGCGCUGGCUUCGCAAGGGCUGCUUCUUUGCGCCUCACCGCUUGGGACACGCAUCCAUUACCGAUGAUGAACUGAGCUUGGUACCACUGCGUCCUGCUCGGAGCCGGCGCAGCUCGCGCACUUCACAGGCCAGCUCCCUUCACGCCUCUCUGACCAGUCAGGAGCUACAUCAGGCUCUUGCUUCCACCUCAGAGGCCCUGUCUCCAGCCGUAGGUGAAGGCGGCGUAGCAUCUCGGCGCACUGACCGCCACUCUUCCAGCUCCGUGGGCAUGGCCGAUGACGAAGUCUUUACUGCAUCUGGCCCAGAGGUCGUGAGUGCGAUGGCCACGUCGUGCUUGCCCGUGUUUGCCUGCAGCACCCCGCUCCGAGGUAUCUCGCCGCCGCCCUCAUCAAGUGCACGGCGUGGACGCGGGCGUCAGUUACGCGAUGAUCUGGAGUGCUUGCAAGGGUUUGCCGUGGAUCGGCUCGGGGCAAAUGCUGACCUCGAUCGAGACGAUGGCCAGGGCUUGCUGUUUGUGGGUGUGCACGGACUGGGUGGAAAUGAGUAUGACCUGCGUCUGUAUCGGCUCGAGUUGAGCCGCCACUUUCCCAAAGCCCACUUUCACAUGGCCAGCAUGGGGUCGGUUGAUGGGCAGACACAUGCUUCACUGGACGAACUGGGACUCUCCUUGUUGGAGCAAGUGGAGCGUGCCUUGCUGCGGCAUAAGCCCACCCACGUCAGCUUCCUUUGUCACUCUCUGGGUACAUUGGUAGCUCGUACCAUGCUCCAAUUACCUCAGGCUCAGGCGCUCUUUGCUCUCGGAGAGGACAAGAGUGCGCCCAGCGCCAAGCCUCGACUACAGCUGUUUCUUUCGCUGGCUGGCCCUCAUCUCGGUGUGGCACAUCUCGGGGGACUGGUGGGUGCGGGCAUGUGGCUUCUCUCGCGCUUCACUCGCAGCACCAGUAUCCCCCAGCUGGAGCUGAAAGAUCAUCCCGACGCCACGCAGACACGGGUGUAUAAGUUGAGUGAGGAUACAGCGCUACGGCACUUUGCCUACGUGGUAUUGGUUGCAUCACCGCAGGACGGUUACGUGCCGACGACUUCAGCCUUGUUGCUUCCAGAUCGUCGUGCGGAGCGCGAUGGUCGCAUUGGGCCAGCUUAUGAUCGCAUGCGUCGCAACCUGAUGGGAGCACUGAUUGCCUCGGCACGUGUGCGCUUGCUUCGAAUUCAGGUGACCUUCAAGCCAGCAGGGGCGUCUCUGGCCUCCACGAUUGGGCGGGCUGCCCAUGUUGCACUGCUGGAUAGCUUGCCUUUUAUUCGAAAACUUUUGGCCAGCCAGUUGAAUGUCUUUCAACGCGACCCAGUCAACUAG
Messenger RNA from Monosiga brevicollis MX1, 2400 nucleotides. RefSeq lists its product as uncharacterized. The coding region runs from base 1 to 2400 and encodes 799 amino acids. The transcript has 6 exons. NCBI's taxonomy places the organism in Eukaryota, Choanoflagellata, Craspedida, Salpingoecidae. The record is from RefSeq and is a predicted model, not a curated record.